Messenger RNA from Arabidopsis arenosa, 1076 nucleotides. The record is from the annotation of a GenBank genome assembly. NCBI's taxonomy places the organism in Eukaryota, Viridiplantae, Streptophyta, Magnoliopsida, Brassicales, Brassicaceae.
GACAAGGAUGAAGAUAGUCUUGUCUCCAAACAGUCCUCGAAAUAAGCUUUGACGGGAAAUUGAAUAACGGCCACAUGAAGAUUUACCAAAGCCGGAGAAGAAGAAUAUGGCGGUGGCGUCUCUAAUGGCUGCAAUGAGUGAGGAUCCAAUUCGUGAAUGGAUUCUUACACAAGGAAAAGCGACUCAGAUAACAAAGAUUGGUUCUGUUGGUGGUGGAUGCAUUAAUCUUGCAAGCCAUUAUCACACUGAUGCUGGUUCUUUCUUCGUUAAAACUAACAGGAGUAUUGGACCUGCCAUGUUUGAGGGAGAGGCUCUUGGUCUUGAGGCUAUGUAUGAAACCAAAACAAUCCGUGUGCCAAAGCCACACAAAGUUGGGGAAUUGCCAACAGGUGGAUCUUAUAUCAUCAUGGAAUUUAUAGAUUUUGGGGGAUCAAGAGGCAACCAGGCUGAAUUAGGAAGGAAGCUAGCUGAGAUGCAUAAAGCCGGGAAAUCUUCGAAAGGCUUCGGGUUUGAGGUUGACAACACUAUUGGCAGUACCCCGCAGAUCAAUACUUGGUCAUCGGAUUGGAUUGAAUUUUAUGGUGAGAAGAGAUUGGGUUACCAGCUUAAGUUAGCUAGGGAUCAGUAUGGUGACUCUGCAAUUUAUCAGAAAGGUCAUACACUGAUACAGAACAUGGCCUCUCUAUUUGAGAAUGUUGUCAUAGAACCGUGUUUGUUACAUGGUGAUCUCUGGAGCGGGAAUAUCGCAUACGACACGAACAGUGAACCUGUCAUUCUUGAUCCUGCCUGUUACUAUGGGCAUAACGAGGCGGAUUUUGGAAUGUCGUGGUGCGCAGGAUUUGGAGAAUCUUUCUACAAUGCCUAUUUCAAGGUAAUGCCAAAACAACCGGGAUAUGAGAAGAGAAGGGAUCUGUAUUUGCUCUAUCAUUACUUGAAUCAUUAUAACCUGUUUGGCUCGGGCUAUCGAUCAUCUGCAAUGUCGAUCAUUGAUGGUUAUCUACGGAUGCUCAAAGCUUAAGAUGAGGAGGGAAGCUGCUGCUUAUAGGCUUUCUUUAGCAGGUGUAUAUGCUUGUUUG